Rotaria sp. Silwood1 is the source of this 1524-nucleotide messenger RNA. The record is from the annotation of a GenBank genome assembly. NCBI's taxonomy places the organism in Eukaryota, Metazoa, Rotifera, Eurotatoria, Philodinida, Philodinidae.
AUGAAUGAAAAAGAAACGCAUAGUAAUGACGGCGGUCAUAUUGAAAAUGGUUUAAAUUAUUAUCUAAAACAAAAAUGGAAAUUAUUUGUCACUUUAUUUAGUUUAUUUAGUUUUAUGACAAUGGGAAUGGAACUUGAAAUUUCUGGUUCAACAAUGUUACCUUUGAGUAUUCAAGUAAGAACAAAUUUGGCUAAAUUAUCUUGGAUUAUUGCAGCAAAAAGUUUUGGAUAUAUGAUAAUAGUUGUUUUUUUUGGACUUUUGUUUCAAUCAAUUACAAAAAAUUAUUCAGAAUUCAUUUUACCCAUUGCUUAUCUUUUACCAUCUAUAGCAACAGCAUUAACUCCAUAUUUUAAAUCUUUAUGGGCACUUUGUAUUGCUUUGUUAUUUCAGGGAAUAUCACAUGGUUUAAUAGACUUAGCUUUAAAUACAUUGAUAACAAAUAUGUGGUCAAGCCGUUCUACAGCACCAUUAAAUUGUAUUUAUUUUGGAUAUCCUGUUGGUGCUUUACUUUCUAUUAUUGUUGUUCGAUCAUUUCGUCAAAAUGAUCCUUUAAUUGAUAAAAAUUAUAUGAAAUAUUCAAAUUCUACAAUAAUUAUAAAAGAAAAUUAUUUUCAAUCAGAAUUAGUUGGAGCGUAUAUAAUGACAUCAAUAUUUUGUUUAAUAUCAUCAAUUGGAUUUGCUUUGAUGGCUUAUAAACAAAAUCAAUAUAAAAAAAAAGAAAAAUUAAAAAAACUUGUUACUUUACAAUCAAAUGUAAAAGAAGAAAUAAAUAUUCAAUCGAAAUCUAAAAGAUUAUUUAAUCAAUCAAAUUUUUGGAAAAUAUGUAGUCCAACAACAUGUGGACAAGGUUAUUUCGCUUACGGAUUUAUUUUAAUAUUUCUUAUAUUAUUAUUUAAUUUUUUUGUUGGUGGAAUUGAACAAGGUUUUACAAAAUUUUUUAUUUCAUUUGUUGAACAAGAACAAAUAAAUCCAAAUAAAAAAGAUUCAAUUUAUUCAAUGAUUUUUUAUUGGUUACCAAUGUUAAUUGGACGAAUAUUUUCAACUUUUUUAACUGUUUCAUUAAUAAGUCCACAUAUUAUGUUAACAAUAUCAUUAUUUUUAUGUUUAUUAACAUAUUUAUUAUGGAUUUUAUUUAUUUGGUAUAUUGGUUUAAAUCGUAUAUCUCUAUUUCUAUUAGUAACAGCAAAUGGUUUAUCAAUGUCACCAAUAUCUGCAACAUUAAUUGGUUGGGUAAAACAAUUUUUACAAUUGACGCCGAUUGAAUUAUCAUUAAUAUUAUCAUCAAAUGCCACAGGUGGAAUUGUAUUUGGAUUAAUUUCUGGUUUCAUUUUUCAACACUAUGGUGCAAAACAUUUAUUUACUCUUUUAAUUGUUUUGAUUUUUAUCGUGUUUAUUUUAUUUCUAUUCGCUUUAUUUUUGCAACGUUUUCAUUCAAAACGAGAAAACAAAUAUCAAACGAAUGAAGCAAUUAAUCAAGAAGAUAAUACAUUCGAAACAUUUCUUAGACAUAAUCAAUAUGAUUAA